Messenger RNA from Bursaphelenchus okinawaensis, 2763 nucleotides. Lineage: Eukaryota; Metazoa; Nematoda; Chromadorea; Rhabditida; Aphelenchoididae. The record is from the annotation of a GenBank genome assembly.
AUGUUGUCGAUAAGGUCGUUGUUUUCUUCAACAACAUGGUAAGUUGGCAGAUUUUUUACAUUUGGAGUAGUUUUGACUUUUAAAGCGUUUAAUAUAGAGGUGUUAAAGGUAUAAUGAUAUAUUUUCAGCCGAUGUCGAGUUGUUUCGGUUCAAAAAUUGUAUUCCACUGAACCGAAGCCUGAAGAAGAUGUUUUUGAAGAAAAGAAAGUUGAAGAGAAGAAAGUGUAAGCUUAUUUCAAAAUUAUUUUUGUGGUUUAGGUUUAUCAGCAGGUAUUAAAACAUUGGAUUUUGAUAUUUUUACAAAAUGGAUUUUGUGUUUUUAAUCUUUUGAUACUUUUAGGCAUUACGAUCCAAAAUCCAUUCCAAAACCACUGGACCAUCGACUUCGAGGUGAUCCAUAUGACUUCAAACGUCAGGAGAAGUUUGUGGUAAGAUAACUUGAUUUAUAAUUUAAUUUAUGUUUUAAAGUAGCCUUUUAUAGUAUUACGAACAGUUUUUUAAUUUUGAAAGGAAUUAAUUAUUUUAAAAGAACUCAAAGGUAAAUAUAGUAAACGCUUUGAUUGAUGUAUUAUAAGUAACAAAUUAUUUUUUCAGUUGCCUGGAGUGGCGGAUUAUUCGUACAAUCGGCUUUAUGAUUACUACAAAAUAGGUGAAAUUGUAGACAGUUUGCCGUCGUUGGAGGAAAAGAUUGCUUUUGUAAAUCCAUACGAAAGGCCUUGGAAGAGGGACGAGAAGAAGUGGCAUAGGUAAGACUUUGCUUGUUUUUUUUAUUUCUCGAUUUUAGGUUUGGGAAAAUGCUUUUAAAUGUUUAAAAGCUGUUUGGAGAAUGUUUUUGGAUUAGAUAUUACAAUGACUUUGUUAUUAUUUGGUAUCAUUAUUACUUUUAUACAUUUUAAUUACUAACUGAUCUUGUUUUACAUAUCUUUUGCUUCCAGAGAAUUCAUGAGCCCUUUGCACGCUCCUCGAAAAGCCUACAGCGUCCCAGUGUUGCCGAAAUACUUUGACACACUUGAUUUCUAUGGCUAUAUUACAAAAACGGAUUUGUUAAAAGGAGGAACAGCUCAAUAUUACAAAGACAUUCAUCUCCCAACGACAAAUUUCGAAGAGAAGGUCAAGAAUAGUAUUUUGACGGUUUUAAAGGAGGAAGACGUUGAGAGUUUUGAAAAGCUGAACAAAGAUGCGAUCGAUCGUCUAUUGAAAAGGAUUCUGGACGAUGCUUUGAGUUCAUUGCCAGAACAGAAGCACAAGUUUGCUGAAUUGAGGGUAGGGUGCUUUGAUAUGGAUUUAAGGAUAGCUAAGGGUUUUUUUUUUGGUUUUUUGUAUUAAAAAAUGGUUUUAUAUAGUUAAAAAAUUGGCUUUAUCUUUUCAAUUUCGUUAUGUUUUUUUUUGUUUUAAAACUUAAAAUAGGAUUUUGCGUUAUAAUUUUCAUGGUUUGCAUUAAAAAUCAUUUUUAGGUAUCUCACAACCCGCGAUGUGAAUCAUUUUGGAUAAAAGCCGGAUUUGGGCAUCUGUACAAGGUUCAAAAAAUAGAUGAAGUUGUAACCAAUAGAAGAUUGAUGAGAAAGAUCCCUGGAGAUCAUAGGUUAGACUUUUAAUAUUUUUUAUCUUUUAGGCUAACAUAAUAUCACAAUUUAAUGAUCUUGGAAUGUUGCUAAGUCUGUUUUAUAAGGCGUGAUGUUUCUACGAUCGUGUAUUUUAUUGGGGGCAGAGAGUACCUUUUUGGGCAGAAAAGUCUAAUAUAUUGUAGUAGAUGGGCAAAAAAGGCAUAUAUAUUGUAGUAGAUUGACCCAAGUCAAAAGUAAGAUAAUUCCAAUGUAAGAAAUACAAAAAAUUUCAGGCAAAAGCUAGGAGAACUCGCCUUUACAUGUCGAGAUGAGUUUGCGGUUAAUGUGCGAUCAAAGACCCCACUAAAACCAUUGGUAAAGUCAGUGCCAUCGGAAAAGGAAACAGUACCGUUACAUUUGCUUAAUGAACCAUUAAAUCCAAUGGUUUACAACUUGUGGCCUGAUGAAGAACCACUAUGGCAAUGUCCAAAUUAUGAACCAGAAUCGGGUAAGGUUUCUUUGAUUUUUUGGCGAUUUUAGGUAAUAUUUAUGUGAUAGGAUUGCUGGUAUUGAUGUAAAAUGGAAGGAUUUAAGUGUAAAACAAAUUUGAAGUAACUUAAGUGGAUGUUCUAGUUAAUUUUCGAUAUUCAAACGUUAAAAAGUUAUGCUUUGGAAGCUUAAAAUAUACUAUUGAAGAGAUUAAAUAGAGUUAUCUUCUAUUUUAUGAAUAGCUUGAAGUAAUGCCAAUAUUGUUUUAGGUGAAACCCAUCGUCUAGCUCAAGUAGCCUUCAAGAACACGUUAGACAUGCGAAAACGCUUCGAAAUGUGGGAAAUGGAUCAAGAUGAACAAGAAGAAACCCAUAAAGAUCUUUACAAGUCCAUGGCCAUCACAAGUCUUUUUAAUUGGAACAAUGGCCAAGCUCAUUGCCAAGGGUUCACACAGUACAACGAUCUGAAAAAACCAUUCACUUCCCAACUAGUACUCUCAAAUGGCAAAGAAUUCAGUUUUGCCGUUGGCCAACUCAACACCUUGGCCAUUAAUGUCGAAUGCAAUGGAUUCAUCAAUGAUAAGGUCAAUUAUGUUACUGUAGAUGAACCAUUGAAUUUGUUUGAAAGUAUUGAGAAUGGACAAUUCACACACAAGGAUUCAGAAGGCAACGAAAAGCCAGGCUUAAACGAGAGUGUACUACAGAAUAUCUUGAGGACAAUCGUUGUUUGA